Messenger RNA from Microthlaspi erraticum, 1134 nucleotides. NCBI's taxonomy places the organism in Eukaryota, Viridiplantae, Streptophyta, Magnoliopsida, Brassicales, Brassicaceae. The record is from the annotation of a GenBank genome assembly.
AUGGACAUGAGAAGCAACAACCACCAGCAACAGCAACAACAAGUACUUGAUGGGUCGGACAUAGUUGAGCUGGUCGAAAACGAGAAAGUGUUCGACAAAUUUGUGGAACAGAAGUUUCAACUGUUAGACCAAGACGAAGAUGGUAAUCUCUCCGUGACUGAGUUACAACCCGCCGUUGCUGAUAUCGGCGCCGCUCUUGGUUUGCCUGCUCAAGGCACUUCCCCUGAUUCCGAUCACAUCUAUUCCGAGGUCUUGAACGAAUUCACUCAUGGAAGUGAAGGGAAAGUGAGCAAGACAGAGUUCAAAGAAGUGUUGUCGGAUAUUUUGUUGGGUAUGGCUGCUGGUCUGAAACGCGAUCCCAUCGUUAUCCUCAGGAUGGACGGUGAGGAUCUCUCGGAGUUUAUACAGAGCCCUGGAUACGAAGCUGAGAUGGUAUCCGUCUACUUCUCGGAGCUCUCCAGUUGCGAGGAAGCCUUGCUCCGUGAUUGUAUCGUCAAAGCUCUCCAGUCUCUUUCUGUUGAUCAUGGGAUGCCUCCUUCCAACGAUCCAUGGGUAAUGAGCAACAUCGUAGAGCCAAUUGUUGACUCUUGUCUUGAUGAAGAAGGUAAGCGUGAGAAGAGCGCAUCUCAGGAGAGAUUCUUGGAAGCAUUCAAGAGAGUGGUGGAGAGAGUGGCUCAACAUCUCAAUGAACAGCCCGUGAUCGUUGCUCACAGCGAAAACACCUUCGAUGGGAGCGGCAUCAGGAGGCUCUUGUCCAAUAAAUUUGAAUUCGAUAAGGCAUUGAACGUUGCGAUGGAGACAAUUCCAAAAGACCGUCACGGUAAGGUGUCUAAAGAGUAUAUAAGAGCUGUGCUCGACACUGUUGCACCAUCUGCGACUUUACCACCAAUAGGGGCAGUAUCUCAGAUGGAUAGUAUGAUAAUGGAAGCGUUGAAGAUGGUGAAUGGAGAUGAUGGAAAGAUGGUGAAGGAAGAAGAGUUUAAGAAAAUAAUGGCGGAGAUAUUGGGAAGUAUAAUGUUGCAGCUUGAGGGUAGUCCGAUCUCGGUUUCCUCCAACUCGGUGGUUCACGAGCCUCUCACCUCCGCCACCUUUCUGCCUCCGCCUCCGUCUCAAGCAGAUGAGCCUUCUACUUAA